CGCGUACGCGGCUAGCUACUCCUGAGUCAGAGUGGAGUAAGGGGGUGCGGCCGGUUCACAUCAGAUCUGAUCGACCAAGUGGACCCGUUCAGCACCUUGUCAUCCUCUCUCACCAACAACCAGCCCGAGCUCCUUCAUCGAGGGCCAUCUGUUCGACGAAUCCCGCGCUGGACCUCUAGGCUGCCGCACAUAGUCCGCAACAUUGACAGUGAUCCACUCUCCCGACGUUCCCAUCUUCACUCUAUCGUACAUUCCCGAGGUUGAGUACUACUGCAUCCACACAUCAUGGUUCGUGUUCUACCUCUCGCACUCGCCCUUACGGGAGCCAUUGGCGCUGCAGCGGCUCCUGCUGCGACCACCUCUAUUCCUGCCUUUGUGCCGGGACAGAUGGUGUACACUGGCUUUGAACCUGCUCAAGUCGUUUCUCAUCCUACACGUCAGCCUAUCAAGAACAACUACAUGGUUGUUUUGAAGGAUGGCGUGAGCGAGAGCUCUCUGAACAUGCACACGUCUUCUGUGCAACAGGCUCAAGCUGCUUCUUUCUCGUCGCUGAGCAGCGAGGGCCAUGCACCAGGCGUCAGACACGUCUACCACCUGGAUGGUCAAUUCUCUGGGUACGCUGGCGCGUUCUCAGACGAUGUCUUGGCUUACAUCCGCGCGCAUCCCGACGUUGCUUACGUUGAGGAGGACACGGUAGUGUCCACUCAAGAGAUGCCUCACAAUGGUGACCACGUCUGGGACGUCCCGUACGAGUCCACCAUCGAGCAGGCUUACGCCAUGGCCGGUGCUCCCGAGCUCAGCCCAAUGGCCGUCGAAAAGGGUUCUCCUUGGGGUCUCGUACGAGUCUCUCACCGCCAGGCCAUUAGCUUCCCCAUCUUUGGCCAAUAUGUCUACAACAGCCACGGAGGCGAAGGUGUCACCGCAUACAUCGUUGACACUGGUAUCAACACAAAGCAUGUUGAGUUCGAAGGUCGCGCACGCUGGGGCAAGACCAUGCCUGCCAACGACAAUGACGAAGAUGGCAAUGGUCACGGUACUCACUGUGCUGGUACGGUCGGCUCUCGCAAAUAUGGUGUCGCGAAGAAGGUCGAGCUCGUGGCUGUCAAGGUUCUCGGCUCCGGCGGCUCCGGCUCCAUGUCUGAUGUUACUGGUGGUGUCCUUUGGGCUGCAAACAACGCCACAGCGAUCGCAAAGGAGCACGCUGCCAACCCUAACACUGCCGCUGCUAAGAAGCACAAGGGAUUCGUAGCCAACAUGAGUCUGGGAGGUGGCAAGAGCCCAAGUUUGGACAAGGCCGUCAACGGAGCCGUUCGCAGCGGUCUCCAUUUUGCUGUUGCAGCCGGAAACGAGAAUGCUGAUGCCUGCAACACCAGCCCUGCCGGCGCCGAGGACCCCGUGACUGUCGCUGCAUCCACCUUUGGCGACGAGCGCGCGUACUUCUCUAACAAGGGCCCCUGUGUCGACAUUGCUGCUCCUGGUCUCAACAUCCUCAGCACCUGGAUCGGCUCCAACACCUCCGUCAACACCAUCUCUGGAACUUCCAUGGCUACGCCUCACACUGUCGGUAUGCUCGCUUAUCUUUUGAGCGUGUACGGCACGCCUGAGUUCUACGAGGGGGCUAGCACCACCCUGUUCGAUGUGGAGCAAGCGUCUCCCGUUCUGCGCUUCACUGGUCUCGCACGCGUGUUCGACGCUCUGCCCCUCCCCAGUCUCAUCCUCGAAGUCGCUAGCCGUCUGUUCGGUGCCGAGAAGACGGCAGUGCAUGCUCUGGCACCGGUCCCCGCCAUUCCAAGCGUGAUCGAGCCCUUGAAGCUGAAGGCUGCUCUUCAAAAGCUGGCCACCAAGGAUAUCCUCACCGACAUGGCCGGCACAAAGAAUCUCCUCAUCUUCAACAACGCUACUGACGCCACCAAGGGUGCUUGAGCGUUGCGUAUCAAGCGUCUGUCUUGAUGCGGUCUCAAUCACUGACGAUUCAGGUCUGCGACCACAUGCUCCUUGUGCACAAUCGCGAGCGACUCGCUUCCGGGAGUCGCUCUUGACUCGAAACCUCAUCAUGAACCUGAAUUUGAAUGGAAUACAAUGCAAUGCAAUGACCGUGCGCACUCGUU
Ceraceosorus guamensis is the source of this 2108-nucleotide messenger RNA. RefSeq lists its product as hypothetical. Gene Ontology annotation, molecular function: serine-type endopeptidase activity. Gene Ontology annotation, biological process: proteolysis. Lineage: Eukaryota; Fungi; Basidiomycota; Exobasidiomycetes; Ceraceosorales; Ceraceosoraceae. The transcript has 3 exons. The record is from RefSeq and is a predicted model, not a curated record. Bases 286 to 1923 code for a protein of 545 amino acids.